This is a messenger RNA of Dermacentor silvarum, 1568 nucleotides long. Its product is annotated as elongation of very long chain fatty acids protein AAEL008004. The record is from RefSeq and is a predicted model, not a curated record. Gene Ontology annotation, biological process: very long-chain fatty acid biosynthetic process; fatty acid elongation, polyunsaturated fatty acid; sphingolipid biosynthetic process. The transcript has a single exon. Gene Ontology annotation, molecular function: fatty acid elongase activity. Gene Ontology annotation, cellular component: endoplasmic reticulum membrane. Lineage: Eukaryota; Metazoa; Arthropoda; Arachnida; Ixodida; Ixodidae. The coding region runs from base 92 to 925 and encodes 277 amino acids.
AAAAGCGCCAACUCGCGCGGCACUCGGCGAGAGACCGCCAAGUGGCCGCGAGCAAACCACGGCGUUCGUGUCUACGCAGCUUAGAACCACGAUGGCGACGGCAUCGAUCACAGCCGACGACGGCGCGUCGUUCUUUCUCCGGAGGGACCCGCGCACCGCUCAGUGGGCCUUUCCGGGCAACAAGCAGGUGAUAACGCUCCUGCUGGUCGGCUACAUCUACGUCGUUAAGGUGGCCGGCCCGCGGUUCAUGAAGAACCGCAAGCCGUACGACAGCAUCAAGCCACUCAUCGCGUUCUACAACCUCUUCAUGGUGGUGUGCAGUGCCUACUUCGUCUCCGCUUUCGUCUCGACCGCGUACAUACGCAACGGUUACAGUCUGCUGUGCCAGGGUAUCGACUUCGACGCCAGGGACGAGGGCACCAUGGAACUGCUGAACCUCUACUGGUGGUACACGAUGCUCAGGAUACUCGACUUUCUGGACACCCUGUUCUUCGUGCUCCGCAAGAAGGAGUCGCAUAUCUCCUUCCUGCACGUCGUGCAUCACACCAUCGUUGUGUUCAACGGUUGGUUCGGACUCACCUACGGUCCGGAUGGCCAGGCGGCGAUUGUUGUGGUCAUCAACGGCUCCGUGCACGUAGUGAUGUACACGUACUACUUCCUCAGUCUUCUGGGGCCGGAAGUGCAGAAACACCUGUGGUGGAAGCGCUACAUUACGCAGCUGCAACUUGCGCAGUUCGUCGUUCUCUUCGUGCACGCCUUGCUGCCGAUCUUCAUGAACUGCGGAUACCCCAGGUCUCACACGUUCAUCACGAUGUCGCAAGCUGUCUUCUUCUUCGGCCUGUUUACGCACUUUUACGCCAAAAGCUACCAAUCGAAGAAGAUACACCUAGUGGCGAAACAUAGAGCUAACGGCAAGCUACAGUGAAUAGUGAAUGUUGAGGUUUCUUUUUUUUUGUGUGUGUGUGUGUGUGUGAUUGCAUUUUAUUGAACUUUUGUCAGAACUUUCGGUGGUUUUUUUUGCUGGCAGAAAACUGGCGUGUUGCUUCAUCUGCCGUACAUUUGUGGUUGAUACAAUGGCUCUAACCCGCAUCGAAAAUGUCACGUGCAAUCGAGUGUCUAGUUACGAGUGUUGGCUAGUACUAGAUAGAAAAGUACUUUGUGAAGUUUCAUCUGGUGAUGAGAUAUGUCGUUCACUGUCAUAUACGAAAGCAGAAGGUGUGCUUAUAAAUAUCAACACUAGAGAUAUCUAUGUUCCAAAAUGUUUGCGACGUUUUAGCGAGUGAGAUUGUUUAAUUUUAAGAUCAGGUGCGAAAAAAAAAAGCACUCAUGAAAUGAAGAUGUACAAUUUUGACUUAACCAGUCACGGUGUGCGCCUAAAUGUCUAGUCUAGAACAAAGAGAUCGGCAAAAUGAAAGAAAAGGCGCCUGCGUGGUCAUACUAGCCGCAGUAUGUCAAAAUGAUGGAAUUUUGAAACAUUGUGAAGGCACUGGCUGCGCCCUGUGCUUAUCUGUGAUGUUCAACUUCGUCUUGUUAAAAACAUGCAGAAUAAAAUUGGUUCCUAUCUUUGU